This is a messenger RNA of Acipenser ruthenus (sterlet), 1955 nucleotides long. Its product is annotated as phospholipid scramblase family member 5. Bases 130 to 1002 code for a protein of 290 amino acids. The transcript is spliced from 8 exons. Gene Ontology annotation, biological process: plasma membrane phospholipid scrambling. The record is from RefSeq and is a predicted model, not a curated record. Gene Ontology annotation, cellular component: plasma membrane. NCBI's taxonomy places the organism in Eukaryota, Metazoa, Chordata, Actinopteri, Acipenseriformes, Acipenseridae. Gene Ontology annotation, molecular function: phospholipid scramblase activity.
UUAGUGAACACAGAGAGGGAUCGGAGACAGAGAGAGCAGCGACUUGAGAACAGAAGGCAAGCUUCAUCCUCUGUGAUCUACCGUACAGGACACAGUUCACUUGUGGCUGGGUGGAAGGAUUUAAAGAGGAUGCCGGUGAUCACGGCCCAGCCGCCCCCCUUCGGCAGGCUGCAGAGGGAGAAGCACAUCGAACAGCUCUUCAGGUCCUUACGCCAAGGGAGAAGGGGGUCCCAGGAGCCACGGCACAGUCUGGGAGAGGAGGCAGGACAGGGGGACUCUGAGACACUGGAGCUGCGUUGCACGACGGAGCCGGAGGCCCAGUCCAGCAUCCCCAGAGUCCUCAAGCCAGCGGGCGCCACGGAGAGCAGCGAGCAGAGCCUGGCUCUCUUAGCGGACGUGGAGCAGCUGUGCAUCAUAGCCAGGCCGGGGCUCCAAGGACUGGCCUGUGAGCCUGGGAGGACCUACAGCAUCUCCACAGCUUCCGGGAGUCAGCUCUACGUGGUGGUCGAAGACACGUCAUGCCUGUGUCUGCUCUCCUGCGGUCCCGCUCGCUCCUGCUCUCUCCGAGGGUAUGACAGAAUGGCGCAGGAGGUCUUCCUGUUUGAGAGGCCCCUGAGGGCUGAUGCGUGCUGUCUGGGCUGCUGCCUGAUGGAAAUGCAAGUGUUCACACCUGACCACCAGCUCAUCGGGACUGUGCGUCAGAAGUGGAGCAUGUUUACCCCCCUCAUGGAGCUCAGCGACUCGGACGGGACGUCCUAUAUCAGGAUUCAGGGCCCCUGCUGCCCCUGUCGUUGCUACUCCAGCCAGGAGUUUCAGGUGGUGUCCAAGAUUGGAGACAAAUUGGGAAAGAUUUGGAAAAAAUGGCCUGGCUUCAAUGAAGAGUACAACAUGGACCACGAAUACUUCGGGCUGGAUGUCCCAGCUGAAAUGAGCCCGGAAACCAAAGUGCUGUUACUGGCUGCUGCGUUCUUACUGAACUACAUGUUCUUUGAGAUGAGCUGAACAUACUGGAAGAGUACAGAGCGCCAGCCCUGACCAAUGGGAGCACAGAGAGAUCAUGAUGUCACAAUGAAAGGUGUCACAGUGGCUGCACAAGGAGUAACGUUAAGAAUCACGUUUGUAUCGGAAAACAUUAUUGCAGCAGUUUGAAUGCCAGGGCAUGGAUAGGAUUAUUAACAGAGGCAUUCACAGUGCAAGAGCCCCAUUCAGACAAUGCGCAGAAGGGUUAGAUCACCCACAGCAUAUUCAACUAAUGUAAAGCACUCAACUUUAAUCCAAUACCAGACACAUACCUGCUCACCCUGAGAUCGAAAUCCUAUGGAUCAUUCCAGCUGAAAUCUGUGUCAUAAAAAGUGCCCUGAAAAAAUCUACCUUUAAAGAGCAAAGGAGCCCCCUUCAGGACAUCAUAAGCAUGUAAUGGCACCGGACUUUAUACAAUGACAGCAUGUUGAUGUAAGCAGGUACAGUAUGUUAACAUGAGCAGCACACUGUGCUCCUCAAUGUGGUGAGGCUCACAUUACUAAUCUUGUGUUGUACUACAGUAUAUCCUGAUCUGUGCUCCUCAAUGUGGUGAGGCUCACAUUACUAAUCUUGUGUUGUACUACAGUAUAUCCUGAUCUGUGCUCCUCAAUGUGGUGAGGCUCACAUUACUAAUCAUGUGUUGUACUACAGUAUAUCCUGAUCUGUGCUCCUCAAUGUGGUGAGGCUCACAUUACUAAUCUUGUGUUGUACUACAGUAUAUCCUGAUCUGUGCUCCUCAAUGUGGUGAGGCUCACAUUACUAAUCAUGUGUUGUACUACAGUAUAUACUGAUCUGCAACAUGUACCUGCAUGUGACUGACUGAUUGCAGGAGCUACAUGUUUACAGCCACCUCUGAAUCAAGACUCAGAAUAGCCUUCUUUUCAUGCUUUUUCUUUUUUAAUUUGAUAAAUAAAAACGAUUUUGUAAAAUACUGA